CGACAAGCAUUCCGCGGUUUGGACGCGGGUCUUUUGCGCUCUCUCUCUCUCUCUCCCGCUGUGAAACUUCCAAUAUCCAAUUUCCAACGCUGACACGCCAGUAGGACCUCAGACUACAAAGCUUUGAACCCUUCUUGGGAUUUUGAUCCACCCGAGCCGUCUAAAGGAGAAAGAGGUUAUCUGCCACUCACAGAUUCUGAUGGGUGGUGAUAAAAGGAACAGAGUAUUUGCAUUGACGGCCUUGCUCAUUCUGGGUUUGUCUGUAACCUUCCCAUGUUGUUUCUCGGCAGCCAAUCAGCCCCAGACAAAGAAAAAAUCGGCCCAAGCGAAUAAAUUUGGUUCUUCAGCUGUUUUUCCUCUUCAUGGAAAUGUGUAUCCUCUUGGGUACUACUCUGUGUCCAUCAACAUAGGCUACCCAGCCAAGCGCUUCGACCUCGAUAUUGACACUGGCAGUGACCUCACUUGGGUCCAAUGUGAUGCUCCUUGUACCGGUUGUACCAAGCCCCGUGAAUAUCUUUAUAAACCCAAAAACAACCAUCUGCAAUGUGGAGACCCUCUUUGUGUUGCCUUCCACUCACCAGCAAGCGACCCAUGCAAGACCCCAGAUGAUCAAUGCGACUAUGAGGUUGAAUAUGCUGAUCAAGGAUCAUCUCUUGGUGUGAUGGUUAACGAUUACUUCCCCCUGAAGUUCACCAACGGCUCUCAACUUGGUCCUCGUUUGGCCUUUGGGUGUGGAUAUGAUCAAAAAUAUCCUGGUCCAAACACACCUCCCACCACAGGAGUCAUCGGCCUUGGCAAUGGCAAAGCCAGCAUUGUGUCACAACUAAGUCGCAUGGGUUUAACGCGUAAUGUGGUGGGUCACUGUCUAAGUGGGCAAGGAGGAGGAUUUCUUUUUUUCGGGGAUGAUCUUGUCUCAUCUUCUGGAGUCAUGUGGACACCAAUGUCACGCAAUUCCAUGGAAAAUCACUACUCCUCUGGACCAGCAGAACUUGUAUUCAAUGGAAAGUCUACCGGUGUUAAGGGGCUUUCUCUUGUUUUUGACAGUGGGAGCUCCUACACUUAUUUCAAUUCCCAAGCUUACAAGGCGGUAGUUAAUCUGGUAAGAAAUGAUUUAGAUGGAAAGCCAAUAAAGGAAACAAAUGAGGACAAAUCCCUUCCAAUCUGCUGGAAAGGCCGCAAGCCUUUCAAAUCUGUUGGUGAUGCGAAGAACUUUUUCAAGCCCUUAGCACUGAGCUUCAUUAAUGCCAAGAAUGUUCAGCUGCAAUUAUCACCCGAAGAUUAUCUUAUAGUUUCGAAACAUGGCAAUGUGUGCUUCGGGAUUUUGAAUGGCUCUGAAGUAGGACUGGGAAAUUUGAAUAUCAUCGGAGACAUUAUGUUGCUAGAUAAAAUGCUGAUAUAUGACAAUGAAAACCAGCGAAUUGGAUGGGCACCUGCAAAUUGCAAUAGACUUCCCAAUGUGGAUCGUGAAUACUCUGAAGGUAAUUCUCAGCCCAUUGCAGCUAAUUUGGGUAUCUUGGAACAGCAUUGUCCUGCUUAUGCUUUGUAUGAUCAAUAAGGCGGUAUACAGAGAAGGCUUCAAGACCAAAGACCAAAAUAAAUAAAUAUAUAUAUAUAUAAUAUGUAGCAGAUACGUACAACAUUUUGGUUACAGGAGUUUUACAAUAGUUCUUUUGUCUACUACUCUAGCAGAGAGAAGAAAGAAGAAGUUAGUUCUAGUUGUCUUUUGUGAACUUACAAAGUGGGAAAUGUAAGCGGGUAUGGAUACCCCAGUACGUGAUAAUACAUGCGUUUGGAUAAA
Molecule: messenger RNA, 1798 nt
Organism: Prunus dulcis (almond)
Lineage: Eukaryota; Viridiplantae; Streptophyta; Magnoliopsida; Rosales; Rosaceae
Product: aspartic proteinase Asp1-like
Exons: 10
Coding region: 200-1555 (451 amino acids)
Biological process (GO): proteolysis
Molecular function (GO): aspartic-type endopeptidase activity
Source: RefSeq, a predicted model, not a curated record